Durotheca rogersii is the source of this 2459-nucleotide messenger RNA. Its product is annotated as PIN domain-like protein. The transcript is spliced from 4 exons. Gene Ontology annotation, molecular function: crossover junction DNA endonuclease activity; 5'-flap endonuclease activity. Bases 359 to 2137 code for a protein of 592 amino acids. Lineage: Eukaryota; Fungi; Ascomycota; Sordariomycetes; Xylariales; Xylariaceae. The record is from RefSeq and is a predicted model, not a curated record.
AAUUCCCGGCGGAUGAGCUGCAAACUCGACAUGGCCCAUUCCAUUGUGCAUCCUGCUGCCUAGUGCGUCGUGCGCCGCCUCAAGCUGAGGUCACCGUCUGCUACAACACAUGCCUCCCUGUUGCUUCGGAUACUUGCUUCCUCACCGCAUCGCUCCUUAACUCGCUAUUUUUGAGUUCUAGUUGCUCUCUUGCACACCCACCAUCAAAAUUACCCUCAUUACUACCUCACUCCUCUCCCCUUGCUCUGCAAAGCUACCGUCUACGGGAGCCGCCGGGUUGCUCCCCUCCCUAACUAGCCAGAGCCGGCCCCGCUUGGCCUUGGAUGGCCAACCAUAAUGCUGCCUGCCAUUCUUCGCUAUGGGAAUCCGGGGAAUAUACAAAGAAAUCGGCUCUGGCAGGCGGGUAUCCCUGACCAAACUCGCCGUCGACACCCUCGAGGAAACUGGUCGGCCCUUGCGCCUAGCCAUAGACAUCUCAAUAUGGCAGUUCCAGACUCAAGCCGCUAGAGGCGGCACCAACCCGGCCAUCCGGACGCUAUUCUACCGCCUGCUCCGGCUCCUCGGCUUAUCAAUACAGCCCAUCUUCGUGUUUGACGGCCCCAACAAGCCUGCCUUCAAGCGGAACAAGCGCUCUGGCCGCGGCGACGGCGUUGCGUCGUCCAUGGCCAAGAGACUGAUCAAGCUGUUCGGCUUCCUGACCCACGACGCCCCCGGAGAAGCGGAGGCCGAGUGCGCGUUCCUGCAGCAAACCGGCGUCGUCGACGCCGUGCUGAGCGAGGAUGUCGAUACCAUCAUGUUUGGCUCCACCUGCACCCUGAGGAACUGGUCCUCGGAGGGCGUCAAAGGGAAGACGCCGACGCACGUCUCCGUGUACGACACCGACUAUCUGCGCGAGGGCGGGUCCGGACUCGACCGCGAGGGGAUGGUCCUGGUUGCUCUCAUGAGCGGCGGCGAUUAUCUCCCGGAGGGUAUCCCGGGGGCCGGCAUCAAGGUGGCCUGCGAGGCCGCCCGAGCCAGCUUCGGGAAAUGGCUUUGUAAGUUGAAGAGGGCCGACGUCUCCGAGCUGGCCAGCUGGAAAGAGUGGUUGGCCUUCGAGCUGCAACACAACGAGAGCCAGUUCUUCAAGAGGAGACAUAAAGCCUUGUCCAUACCUGAAGACUUUCCUAACCUCGAAGUCCUCGGGUAUUACACCCAUCCUGUCGUAUCACCCGACGCUGUUGUCGACAGGCUACGGAGUCAAGAUUGGGACAUGCCGGUGGAUGUGCAAGGGCUGCGCGACUUCGCAAGAGAUACGUUCAACUGGAGCUACCGAAUAGGGGCUAUCAAGUUCAUCAAGGUGUUGGCCCCAUGCUUACUCGUACGGAAGAUGAUAUCUCGCCGCGAGCUCCCCGACAAUGGCGAGAAACCCGUCGAGCUGUUGGAGAAGGAGGAGUCGGAAUUGGUCAAAGCGAUCAAAACCCGGCGCGCGCACGCCAGCACCGACGGCACACCAGAGCUGCGCGUGUCCUUCAUACCGACCCAGAUCGUCGGUUACGACUUUCAGGACGAGCCGGACGAGGUCGUCGAGUACGGGCGGUCCGGCAUAGCUCUGAACAGCGACGACGAGUUCGAAGACGCGGCCGGCGACGACGGCGCGGAAUCCAUCGCAAGGGGUGCCAGCAAGAAACCGUUCGACCCGACCGAACCGGAUUUAUUCUGGAUACCAGAGACGGUAGCGAAGCUCGGGAUACCUGUCAUGGUCGAAGACUGGGAAGAGUCGGAGCGUGCCAAGGUGGCGAGCCGUCGGAAGCCAGCGGCUGCGAAGCGGAAGGCGAAAGCUAAGGGCGACGCUGGUAAGGGCGCCGCUGCUGCCACCUUGGAUCAGAUCACCAGGGUCACGAAGAACAUCCCGCAAGGCGGAGAUUUCGGCAAAGACGUCGCCCGUCGCCCGUCGCCCGUCCGGCUCUGCGAUCCCCUCUGCGUUUCCGCGGUGCCCUCGCAGAGCUUGCUCCUGCUCCCCUCGCCUAUCCAAGCAUCGCAGAAGACGCGCGCGACGAGAUCCAUCCUAGGGUUACCCGGCUGGCAAAGGCCGCCGAGGCGAUUAUCAUAUCCUCCAGCCCCCCUGCGUCGCCUCCUGCGGAUCGGCGUGCCCCUGUAGCACGGGGCCCCGGGACCCCGGGCGCGGGAGAUGCCAGCCCUCCAAGAUCGGCGUCUCGAUCGCCACCGCCCUCAAGCCCUCCAAAGCACCGCUCCGUCUCGCCGGCGCGGUCUCCGACUAGGGGAGGCGAGGAAGACGAGGGGGCGUCUCGGCCCCCCAGGACGAGGCGUCGGGGCACGCCGCCGCAGCCGAGCGAGAAAAAACGCCCGCCGCGCGGCGCCGGCACGCCGGACCGCGCGCGCGAAGACAGCGCCGUCUUCGAGGAGGACGCGGCGGCGCCCGCGGGGCCGACGACCAGGAUGUACGUCCUGAGCCGGGGCGC